AAUCGAUCUUGUGGCCGGAGCCAGCCAGACCAGCCAUGGAGGAUUCCGCAGCGUGGCCGGAGCCGGUGGUGCGGGUGCAGUCCUUGUCGGAGAGCGGCGUGGCCACCAUCCCGGACCGCUACGUCAAGCCGGAGCACGACCGGCCUUCGCCGUCCGACUGCUCCUCGUCCGCGACCUUGGCGUCGUCCAUCAACGGCGUGAUACCGGUGGUGGACCUGUCGUCGCCCGACGCGCGGCGUGUGGUGUCGGAGGCGUGCCGCGAGUGGGGCUUCUUCCAGGCGGUGAACCACGGCGUGCCGCUCGACCUCCUCCGGCGCGCGCGCGCCGCGUGGCGCGGCUUCUUCGGCCUCCCGCUGGAGCUGAAGCAGCGGCACGCGAACUCGCCGGCGACGUACGAGGGGUACGGCAGCCGGCUGGGCGUGGAGCGCGGCGCCGUGCUGGACUGGGGCGACUACUACUUCCUCCACCUCCGCCCGCCCAGCGUGCUCUCCGCCGCCGACAAGUGGCCCGUCCUCCCUCCCGAUCUCCGGGAUGCGACGGAGGAGUACGGGAGAGAGGUGGCGGCGCUGUGUGGGCGGCUGCUGGCGGCGAUGUCGUCCGGGCUGGGCGUCGGUGAAGGACGUCUGCAGGAGGAGUUCGGCGGCGAGGAAGGCGCCGGGGUGUGCGUGCGGGUGAACUACUACCCGCGGUGCCCGCAGCCGGAGCUGACGCUGGGUCUGUCGUCGCACUCGGACCCCGGCGGCAUGACGGUGCUCCUCGCCGACGAGCGCGUGCGGGGCCUCCAGGUGCGCGGGCACGGCGGCGAGUGGGUGACCGUCGACCCCGUCGCCGACGCGUUCAUCGUCAACGUCGGGGAUCAGAUCCAGGUGCUGACGAACGCGACGUACCGGAGCGUGGAGCACCGCGUGAUGGCCAACGCCGGCGACGAGCGGCUGUCGAUCGCGACAUUCUACAACCCCAGGAGCGACCUGCCGCUGGCGCCCAUGGCGGAGCUCGUCUCCCCGCCGGAGAGGCCUUCGUUGUACAAGCCUAUGACCUUCGACGAGUACAGGCUCUAUAUCCGGAGGAAGGGGCCCCGCGGGAAGAGCCAGGUGGAGUCGCUCAAGGCGGACGGAGACAGAUGAUGAUCCAUAAUAAGAUGAUGAUCCAUAAUAAAAUGUUUAAGGAUCAUCUCAAGUUCUCUUGGUCUACCUAGUAGAAAUAAAAGUGAAUAAUUUAGGGCUCGGUUCAGUUGAGGAGAUGAGAAUGAGAUGUUGUACCAACUAGUUCAAGAAGAGAGAUCAUGCUUAACGCAUGGUGUCGUCAUGGAAAUGCAUCACUAAUUCAUGGCA
Molecule: messenger RNA, 1331 nt
Organism: Lolium rigidum
Lineage: Eukaryota; Viridiplantae; Streptophyta; Magnoliopsida; Poales; Poaceae
Product: jasmonate-induced oxygenase 1-like
Exons: 3
Coding region: 36-1124 (362 amino acids)
Source: RefSeq, a predicted model, not a curated record